This is a messenger RNA of Penicillium salamii, 603 nucleotides long. NCBI's taxonomy places the organism in Eukaryota, Fungi, Ascomycota, Eurotiomycetes, Eurotiales, Aspergillaceae. The record is from the annotation of a GenBank genome assembly.
AUGUCAACAGCCCCAGGAGCCCCGCGGCCAUCAAGGCUCAACAAAUGGUGGCCUAUUGGCUUUUUCAUCGGCGCCGUCGUCUGCUUCAUCAUUGGAGGUGCUCUCGUAGGCACAUGGGUAUCCAACUCCUACGACGACUGCUCCUACAGCAACUCCAGUUCCUACUACAGCUCCUACUAUUCGGACUACUCAUGCAUCAGCACCAACAUGGGCCAAUUCUACGGCGCAAUCGCCCUAUUUGUGAUCGGCGGCGUCCUCAAGCUCACAGCUUGGAUUCUUCUCAUCAUCUUCUGCAUCAAGCGCAACCGAUUGAACCGCCAUACUGUCACAUACGUCAACUCUCCUCCCGUUCAGCAGACACAGCCUUUCACCCAGCCCUACGCUGCUCCUCAGCCCACCUACGCUCCUCCUCACCAGACUGCUCAGUUCACUGGACCUCCGGCAUCCCCCGAUAUGGUCCAUUCCGGUAUGGCAGGCUCGUCUAUGGCGGGUACACCACCUCCAAAGGAGGCUAGUGCCACGGCAACUGGCUUCAAGUACUGUGGCCAGUGUGGAACUGCUGUUUCCAGUCGUUUCUGCCCUCAGUGUGGCUCCCAGAGCUGA